GUUGAAGAAAUACCUCCUUUCUCCUGGUUUGUUUUACCUUUGCUCUAAAAAAAAUCAUAUUAUAAUUUUGUUUGUCAACAAAUGUGGGCCAAAUGAGGUGAAACCUUUUGUGAGGGAGUUAAGGAAAGACAAGCCAAGUUUGAACAUCUCUGGACUAUAUCAAAAGUUUCCUUGUAGAGGUGGACACCAGUCAAAAGUUUGGACACACCUUCUGAAAUGGUUUUUCCUUUUUUGCAUUAGUUUCAACAUUGUACAUUAAUACUGAAGACAUUCAAACUAUGAAAGAACACACAUUGAUUGAUGUAAUUUGAGAAGGAGAGUGAUAAAGUGCUGCAUCAGAGGACCUGGCCUCCACAAUCAUGCGAUCUAAAUCCAGUUAAGAUGGUUUGGGAAUAAGUUGGACCAGAGAGUGAAGGAAAAGCAGCCAACAAGCACUCAACACAUCUGGACACUUCUUAAGAUUGCUGGAAAACCAUUCCAGAUGACUACCUCAAGAGGCUGAUUGAGAAAAUGCCAAGAGUGUGCAAAAUGUCAUCAAAGCAAAAGAUGGCAUUCAAGCCCAGGAUUGUGUUCUCUUUGUGGCUUUUGCUGAUGUGUGUGCUGUCAUGUGCCGGACAAGAGCCAGUAGAUCUGAGUGCUUUCCAGCCACAGAGCGCUCUCACCGACAUGGAGUUUGUUAGCGUGAGUGCCUACCGCGGCCCGGGCAACACAGAUACCCGCAGCAACAAGGAGCUUCCAAUCCUGCUGUGGUGGAGUGCCAACCUGUUUCCACAUUUUCCAGGGGAUACAGAGCGUGUGGACUGCGCUCACUCUUCCUGCCUGGUGACACAAAAUCGCAAGGUCCAGUUACAGCGGCGCACAGCCUCCAUCAUCUUUUACGGCACGGAUUUUCGCGCAUAUGAGGCGCCUCUGCCUCGCCUGCCACACCAGACCUGGGCGCUCUUCCACGAGGAGUCACCAAUGAACAACUACUUGCUGUCACAUGGGUCUGGAAUCCGCCUCUUUAAUUACACAGCUACCUUCCGCAGGGAGUCUGACUAUCCGCUCACACUGCAGUGGCUGCCGUCACUCGACUACCUGCUGCAGUCUCCCUCCGUCUCUCUUGAGGAGAAGAACCGCUGGAGAACUGCUGGACUGGCUCCAGUGUUGUACAUGCAGUCACACUGCGAUGUGCCCUCAGACCGUGACCGCUAUGUCCAGGAGCUUAUGAAGUACUUACAGGUGGACUCAUAUGGAAAGUGUCUCAACAACAAACCCCUGCCAGAGUAUCUAGAGGACACCAGCACAGCCACAGGCGAGGACCGGCGCUUCAUGAGUUUCGUGGCUCGCUAUAAGUUCCACCUCGCUCUAGAGAACGGACUGUGCCCUGAUUACAUGACUGAGAAACUGUGGCGGCCCAUCCACCAGGGAUGCGUGCCCAUCUAUAGAGGCUCAUCCUCUGUUGCUGACUGGCUCCCGAACGAUCAUUCCGCCAUUUUGAUAGAUGAUUUCGCCUCUCCUCAAGAGCUAGCAAAGUUAAUUAUGGAUUUGGAUAAAGAUGACUCAAAGUAUUUACACUACUUGGAGUACAAGAGUCCUGAUAAGAUAACAAACCUCCGCCUCUUGGAAGGUCUUCAGAACAGAGAGUGGGGCAUUAAUGACAUGAGCAAGCCCAACUACCUAAAUGGCUUCGAAUGCUUUGUGUGUGACCGGGAGAACGAGAGACUGGCGGCAGCCAAGAAGCACAGACGAGAACCUGAAAAGUAUCCAGCACCUUUGCCAAAGAUGGCCAACAACACACACAUGGGAUGUCCGCUUCCUAGCCCUGGGUAUGGAGCCGUAGAGGAGAUUGACCUCAAUGAUGGUUGGCUUCAGAUGUGGCCGCAAGACUACUGGCAGAGUCUGGACCAGGCAGAGGGACUUGUGUCACUGAUUCAUCACAAUGAGUCUGACCCCGGACUGCUUUGGCAACAUAUUCCCAGAAUGGCGGUGAGCAGGAACGGCCAAUAAGGUGACUGCACCUCUAGGAAAAAAGCCUUACCUCAUAACCUUUUUUUUUUUUUUUGUUCCUAAUAAAGGACCACUUUUACUUUACCAAACACACUCGUACCAAAGACAAAAUACACACUAAAGAAAAUCAGACCAUGGGUCAUUUUUUUAUUCAUUUAGCUAGGUGCCAAAAAAAAAGGUAUAUUAUAAUUGUACUGUUUUAGUCAUCAAAAUUAUUCCAUCUAUACAGUUUGCAUGCAGGUGCGUAGUUUCUGUUUUGCAGUGUUAUAAAAGGGAUGGUUAAGUCAUAUUUGGAAACCCGUUCGAACAUGAUCUGCAUAUGAACAGGAUCAUUCUGUUUAUCGGUGCAGAUGUUUUGAACAAGCUGUUACGUGUUUUAUGAAUAAUUUAUAUGUUGUUGUUGUUGUGUUUUUUUCACGAUGCUGAACUUGACAUUUAAAAUUCAGCUGCUGUUGUACUUGUCAAAUAGAAAACCGUUUCGUGUCUUCCAGGCAUUUUUCAACUUUUAAAUGUGCACAUAUGUCAACAUUUUUAUACCAGUAUUCUAUAUAAUAUAUUUAUUUUUUACCUUUUGUAAAGACCAACAAAUAAAAACACUUCUAUAUUCUGUAA
This is a messenger RNA of Silurus meridionalis, 2601 nucleotides long. It is a transcript of the gene pofut4, whose product is annotated as fucosyltransferase 11 (alpha (1,3) fucosyltransferase). Gene Ontology annotation, molecular function: alpha-(1->3)-fucosyltransferase activity. NCBI's taxonomy places the organism in Eukaryota, Metazoa, Chordata, Actinopteri, Siluriformes, Siluridae. The coding region runs from base 511 to 1989 and encodes 492 amino acids. The transcript has 5 exons. The record is from RefSeq and is a predicted model, not a curated record. Gene Ontology annotation, cellular component: Golgi membrane.